AUGUUCCUGCUCAACCUCUCCACUUUUCUCUUCGCACUUCAGGCAGUCUCUGCUCGUCCGUACAACCGCAGGGCAGCUUCGGAGCCUGCUCUUGUUAUGCACGAUACACGUGCAGACAUAUAUCACGUUUAUCGCCGUGAUGGGUCUCUCUAUGGGCGAUUUAACGAGGACGGCUUCAAGAGAGAAAUGGAGUACGACGCGCUCCAAAGACGAGGUGGCGUAUCUUCUUGCACUCCUAUGACUAAGGAGCAGGCUGAGAAAAUUCCUGGAUGGGGAAAGAUACAACAAUAUGCCAAAGAUCACUACGGAGACGGUGGUGUUAACAUUGCAGUCAACCCUCCCGAGGCAAGUCUCCAACGUCGAAAUUGGCGCAUCAAUGCUGACAACGCAAGCCAGUACACGGACAGCCCUGCCGUUAUCUGCGCCGCAAAUGAGGUUGUCCAAGUGGAGAUGACUGGAUCUCCGAGCUGUCAGGAAACCAAGCAGGAUAUCUCAGGACAAAUUAAACAAACAGAUGUUGAUGCAAGCCUUAGCUCCAAGCAAGGAUACUCAACCUCCGGGAGCUGGACUGUUACCGAAACGAGCUCCCUGGCACAAUCUAUUGGAUUCUCUGUACAAAUUGGAGUCCCCGAGGUUGCAGAUAUCUCUACAGCAACGGUCACGAUAGAAAACUCGUUGGCAUCGAGCUUUACCUCUAGUGUCAACAAUGAGGUUCAGCAAACCGUCACGCUGAAGUCUACCCAAGGACAGAGAUGCACGGCUUCGCUUGAAACUAAAACAUGCACUAACACCGGGCAAGGAAAAGUGCGUUUCGUUGGGAGUGGGUGGGUCUGGUUCAACUACGACGACAAGCGAGCACCAGUGAAUGGUGACCCGAACGACACGCACUACAAAUGGGCUGUUAACAUUGAACAGGCUCUCCCAAAUAUCGAUGAUCUCUGGCUCGAUGAAGACGACUAG
This is a messenger RNA of Cyclocybe aegerita, 960 nucleotides long. The record is from the annotation of a GenBank genome assembly. NCBI's taxonomy places the organism in Eukaryota, Fungi, Basidiomycota, Agaricomycetes, Agaricales, Hemipholiotaceae.